Molecule: messenger RNA, 980 nt
Organism: Oryza brachyantha (malo sina)
Lineage: Eukaryota; Viridiplantae; Streptophyta; Magnoliopsida; Poales; Poaceae
Exons: 7
Coding region: 87-800 (237 amino acids)
Source: RefSeq, a predicted model, not a curated record
GUGCAAAAGGGGCUGAAGUGAACUAACCAUAGCCGGAGCCCGGAGGCCCUCCCCCGCGUCGCAGCAGGCAGGCAAGCCCCGGGAACAUGUCCACCUCGCUCCUCCCCGCCACCUCCGGCGGGGCGCGCCUCUGCGCCUCCCGGGCUCCCCGCCCCCGCCGCCAAUGCUGCCAGACCGCCUCCGCGGCGUCCGCCCCCUCGCCGACGUUCGGUGGAAUCGGCCGCCGCGCCGUCUCCCUCGCCGGCGUCGCCUCCUGGCUCGCCACUACCGCCGGCCGGGCAGACGCGAACCCGUUCGACAAAUACGUCAAGAAGAAGAAGCUGGAGCCCUUGGAGACCUAUGUUCCGGCAGUACUGUUGACUCAGGACCAGUUUAGGGAUCUAGAGAAAUCAUUAGAAUUUGAGAAGCCAAGGUAUGAUGAGAGCAGAUCAUUACUUCGUUCUGGUCCAGCAUCUUCUCUGCGUAUCAACAUUCGAGCAGUGGCGCAGUAUGCUUCCAGCAGCGGUCAAGGCAAAGCUGCUUCUGAUGCCGUAGACGAAUGCUUACGAGCAUUGGAAGAUCUUGACUCGCUGCUACUACAAGCAUCACGGAACAACCCAUCAGCGUCUGUCGAUGUCAUGAGGAGAAAAAUCAGUGUUGCCCUUGGAGCUUUAGACAACCUCCUUCAAACCGUGCCAUCAGCAGUACUGGACAAAGGGAAGGCCAUUGCCGAUGCAUACCGGACUCCUGCAGAUGACUACGAAAUGGGCAAUGCAACAGAGUUGGAUCCAAGAUUGAAACAACUGCAGGACAUUCUUUGAUGCUGAACCCGUUAACACAUACUGAAAGUUUUGUUAAUGUGAUUGUAUUUGUGAAGAGUGAAGUGGAGCAUACAAGUUUGUACUCGCACGAUUAAAAUGCAGAGGAAAAUUCUCCCAUGCGCGAUACUUUUUAUUGCUUGCUACUCCCUCGUUUUUAUGUUAUAAGAUAAGAUGUUUCAG